This is a messenger RNA of Mandrillus leucophaeus (drill), 363 nucleotides long. RefSeq names its product transmembrane protein 88B (gene TMEM278). Gene Ontology annotation, cellular component: plasma membrane. The record is from RefSeq and is a predicted model, not a curated record. Bases 1 to 363 code for a protein of 120 amino acids. The transcript has 3 exons. Gene Ontology annotation, molecular function: PDZ domain binding. Gene Ontology annotation, biological process: negative regulation of canonical Wnt signaling pathway. NCBI's taxonomy places the organism in Eukaryota, Metazoa, Chordata, Mammalia, Primates, Cercopithecidae.
AUGAGUGAGCAGGGAAGGGAGAUGGAGGAGGAGGAGGGAGGCGGUGCUUCGGACACAGCGCCUAUGCUGCCCCAGGGACCUCCUGACCACCAGGCCUCAGCCCUGCCGUGCCCAGGGUGGCCGGGGCCCCUGCUGCUGCCCGGCCGGCUGGUGGCCGGGCUCCUGCUGCACCUCCUGCUGCCCGCCACAGCCUUCCUGCUGGUGCUCCUGCCCGCAGCGGCCGUCGUCUACCUGGGAUUCCUGUGCCACUCGAGGGGUCUGCAGCCAGCUUCCGGUCAGACUUCAGGUCCUCCAGCGGCUGUGGCCUUGAGCGUCAUCUCCACAGCAGCCCCUGUGUACUGGGGGCUGGGGGGCCUGCUCUGA